ACGUCUGUCUUUACUCACUGUUUCUGCAUUGUGUGCAGCUCAGUAGACAGUUUCAUCAACAUCUUCAAGAUGGGUAACUUUUGAACCAUCUCUUUAACAGGGGUCAUGACUUGUUUAAAAGGGAAACACUGAAAUCAACUUGCUCUCUUAAAGAAGAGGUAAUUUUGGAGCCAUUAACUUCUUGCAUGAAGACCAAUGAGCGUCAUCAGUGAGGUGACAACUCCCACCAGCCCGACGGAGCAGAUGGACCAGCUGUCCAGUCAGUCAGGACUGGGCAGUGAUGACAUCACGGAUGAAACAACGUCCCUAGUGGACAGCAGGUGGAGCUCUGAAGAAGAUAGCUCUGACAACCAGGGACAGUGUCUGGCAGCACCGUCGGCUCCUCUGCAGAGCUACAAGCAGAAGCUCGAGGAAUUCAAGAAACUUUUCAAAGAAGUGCCUGAAUCUGAGAGACUCUUAGUGGAUUAUCCGUGCGCUCUCCAGCGGGACAUACUCCUUCAGGGACGCUUGUACCUUUCAGAGAACUGGGUCUGUUUCUACAGCAAUGUGUUUCGAGGAACGAAGAUUGCACUAACUCUUAAAGAUAUCAAAACUAUGUCCAGAGAGAAAACGGCUCGACUGAUCCCCAAUGCCAUCCAGAUCUGCACAAGUACUGAGAAGUAUUUCUUCACUUCCUUCUCUGCAAGAGAGAAAAGCUACCAGGGUGUUUUCCGUAUGUGGCAAAACACGCUGAUGGACAAGCCUCUGACCAACCAGGAGUUGUGGCAGAUGGUUAAACAGCAUUAUGGGAAUGAUCUGGGAAUGAGCCAUGAAGAGAUGGAGAGUCUACAGGUAUCGUCCGAAUCAAGCAUGCAGAGCAGCCUGCCUCAGAAGCCCGGCGGUGAUGAUGGUCUCGGGACACUGGAGCGGCCCCGCAGCCUUCGCCUCUCGAUGGAGCACAGGCCACUAGAGAGCUUGACGCCUCAAGGGGAGGAGGUGCCCUCCCCUCUUGGAUCACCAAGCAUUGCCAAGAUGCAGGAGGAGUCUCGUAACCCCCCAUCCCAGCGGCCCAGUCCUCUGCUCUCGCUGGACCGCCUCGCUCCAGAGCAGCUCUCCAAACGCUCGGCCUCUCUAGACCUCAAUGAGAAUGAGAAUGGCAUAUCCGAGGAAAGUGGCUCAGAAAGCUUGGAAGAAGUGGAGGAGCGAAUUACCGUGUCCCAGGUAUCCGGUCGCCUGUAUCUCAACAAAGUUUUCCACAUCAGUGCAGCCAAAAUGUUUGAGUUGCUCUUCACCGACUCAAGCUUCACCCGCAGGUUUAUGGACAUCCGUAAAAUGACCAAAGCCAGUUUUACCCCUUGGCAAAAAGAGGACUCUGGAGAUGCGAAGCGGAGUCUGAACUACACUGUAACCAUCACCAACCCUCUAGUUGGGAAGUUCUCCACUGCUACAGAGAAGCAGACACUGUACAAAGAAUCCAGGGAGGGUCAGUAUUACCUCGUGGAUGCAGAAGUGUACACUCAUGAUGUUCCCUAUCAUGAUUACUUUUACACACACAACCGCUACUACAUCAAAAGUAACUCCAAGAGGAAGUGUCGACUAAGAGUGUAUACUGAUGUGAGGUACAAAAAGCAGCCAUGGGGCCUGGUCAAGUCCUUCAUUACCAAAAACUCCUGGAGCGCCAUUGAGGAAUAUUUCAAACAGCUGGAAGCAGAACUGGUGGAGGAGGAAGCAGAGAUGAACCAAGCGGCUGGAGAGUCGGGCAAGAUGGGUGGGCUUCGUCGUCGAAGGAGGACUUACAGCCGGAGCGUGCAGGAACACUCAACGCCCAACCAGCAGUAUGGGCAAGACUCUGAACCACAGAGAGAUGGGAACAUGGGCCCCAUGGACGCAACAAUCCCGCCCAGGUGGAACAUCCCUAUGAUAGUUGCUGGCAUGAGCGUGAUUUUGCUGAUUCUGACGGUGCUGAAUCUGGGCUUGCUUGUUAAGCUCUGGGCCAUGGAGGAUGUUGCCCACCGCAUGUACCUGAGCGCAAAGCAUCGAAUGAGGGAGAGGGCUGAGGCCAGCUUUGCUUCAGAAUAUGGUCUCAAACCAGGACCAGGUUUAAGGACCAUUGAGGACGCAGAACUGCUGAAAACUGUACUGCAGGACUCCAUUAACCUUUUACAACAGCUCCGCACGUCUUUGAUGGCCCUCCAGCAGAACUUUGCUGUGGCCAAUGGAACGGCGGCACCGCAGUGACGCAGCCACACCUGGCACCCACAGAAAGGCGUGUCCCUGGUCCCAGUGGAAAAGCAAUGAGGCCACAGCAACACUCAGAGGAAAUCUCUUGUAUCCACAGGAUGUUGCCAUGUAAGUGUCUCGAGACCUGACACGUGCCAUGUGUUGCCAUGGGUUACUCAUCAGGUUUUUAAAGCUGCAGACUUACUGAUGCAAGGAUAAAGUUGCAUCAGAAUCAGCUGUGAUGAAACUUCUGUUUUUAAACUCCUGUUUUUAAAUGGUGGCAUGAUUUUUUUAUUUUUUUUUUGGCCAUACCUAGCUUUUUUUAAGGUGUGACAUAAAAAUACUAUUCACUUAAGUGAAUUGAUAUGUAAAUGACCUGCACAAAAGUUUUGCAAGGAUGAAUUUUAGUUUAGAUUUUAUUGUUUAUAAUAAAUAUGGACCCACACUUGAAAGUUUGUCUACUUUUAUGUGAUUGUAAACCAAUACUCUUGUGAUGUGCAAUUUUUCUGGGGUUUAAAUGGUACAGCUAAACACUUUCAAACAACUUUAAUUUAUGUUCAAUGAUCAUUCCAAGAAUGAUCAUGUAUGAUCUGUGUAUACUUUAUUAGACAUUUUGGCAUUAAAGGGAAAUGGUUAAUUAUCUGUCAACACUGCAGCCAAUUCUGUUUUCAAAUUUGAAAUUCUUAUUUUUCUGUUGAUUGUUGGUGAUGCAACCAGAAUGCCUGAGCCUUGCCUCUGCACUUGAAUGUUUGACACAGUGCAAUUUUGUUUUGGCUGUCUUUUCCCAUUGUGUUCAUACAAAAUGAGUUUACUUGCAGUUUUGUACACUGAGACAUAUUGUUUUAGUAAAUAUUCAACAGAUGUCUUUUUCUUGAUGUUUAUAGGAGGCAUUUCUUUCUUUAUAAAUUCAAUCCCAUCUUUCUUUUACAAUAGUUAAUAUAUGAAUUUACAAUAAAAGGAACCAUGUGUAACUAAUUGCUAUUUUCUCCAUACACCGAGGGAACAACUUUUGGCAUUUAAAAAUGCUAUUUUAAGCUUUUUUUUUUUUUUAAGGUGGUAAAAGCUUGGUCAUGAAUCUUGUUCUAUUUGCUAAUGGUGGAUGAAAAAAAUAGGAUUAAAUGGGGCUAAAGCCAAAUGUCUCUUUGUUGCUUUGUCACCACUGAAAUACAACACAGUUUUGUCUUUUUAUUUAGCAGUUAUCUACUCCUGGAGGAAAUAUUGCAUUUCUUCUGUGUCCCUGACACAUUUCAGAAUAAUCGUAUGCAUCUUCAGCAAGAUUGUUGGUUACAUGGCGAUUACCCUCAUUACACUUUGUAAAAGAUGCUACUUUACAAAAACCUUGAACAAGCAUUACCCUCUUAUUCAGGCUGACAAUAUUGAUAUGUAACCUAACUAUUCUAUUAAAACAUUUCUAUAGACCAUAUGAGAAAGAUGCUGCCUAAUAACUUGGACCAGUUAAAUCUGGACAUCCUUAAAAUAAAAAUUACACGACACAAACAUACAUUUUGGUCAAGUGAUUUAAGUCUACUCAUACCUGCCUUUUAACCCACCUAAAACAAAGACUGCUAUGUUGAGACUGAACAA
Molecule: messenger RNA, 3783 nt
Organism: Cololabis saira (Pacific saury)
Lineage: Eukaryota; Metazoa; Chordata; Actinopteri; Beloniformes; Belonidae
Gene: gramd1c
Product: GRAM domain containing 1c
Exons: 18
Coding region: 196-2217 (673 amino acids)
Biological process (GO): intracellular sterol transport
Cellular component (GO): endoplasmic reticulum membrane; endoplasmic reticulum-plasma membrane contact site; plasma membrane
Molecular function (GO): sterol binding; sterol transfer activity
Source: RefSeq, a predicted model, not a curated record